Molecule: messenger RNA, 1785 nt
Organism: Dujonia railenensis
Lineage: Eukaryota; Fungi; Ascomycota; Pichiomycetes; Serinales; Debaryomycetaceae
Source: the annotation of a GenBank genome assembly
AUGUCGUUGACCAAAAAAUUGUAUGAGGCUGCUGUUGUUGCCAAUGCUGCAAAGGAGGUACUCAAGGGAGCCGGCUCGAUUUUGGUGAGUGACGUGAACCAGUACAGAGAGUACUCGUUGCUUGGUAGGACCGUGGAUGGGUCUGGUGAGAUGUGGUCUGUGGCCAAGAGCAAGUCGUUAGAGGCCAGACUAGGUGACAGUAAUUUCAGAUCGCCUGGAAACUUACAGUCGGUGCGUUCACUCCAUACAUCAUCAACAGGAGCAAAAACUAAAAGGUUUUAUUCCACCAAGUCCUUCCCCAUAGAGGAGCUUGACAAGAAGCCUGCUAGCUCAGGCAACGGGCCAGGCUCAGUGGUCAGAAUGGCUCCAGUGAUUGUUUCUCAAAAAAACAAGCCAGGAUCAAAAGUAAUCGGAGUCAAGGAUGCACCCGAAUUUGAAAUGACUUCUUCUGAAGUCCCAUCCACCCGUCUUGCUAGGAUUUUCCACUAUGGAAGCUUGGCUGCCGGUAUGGGACUUGGAGCUGCUCAGCAGGGUUUAAAGCACUAUGCGUCGGGCGGCUCCUCGUCGUCGUUAUCAGUCAAGUCCUUGCUCUUAUCACCUGCUAAUAUUGAAAGAAUGGCCAAGAAGUUCUCCAAAAUGAGAGGGGCUGCCUUGAAAAUCGGCCAAAUGAUGUCCUUCCAGGAUUCAUCCAUUUUGCCCCAAGAAAUUCAACAAAUCUUGCUUAGAGUACAAAACUCUGCUCAUUACAUGCCACCUGGUCAAUUGGAGAGAGUAAUGCUGAAGGAUUUAGGUAAAAACUGGAGGGAAAGAUUGUUUGUAUCCUUUGAUGAUGUGCCCAUCGCAGCUGCCUCUAUUGGACAGGUUCACAAUGCGGUGAUCGAAGCUGAUAAUGGAGAAAUGACUCCAGUGGUAGUCAAGGUACAAUACCCUGGUGUAGUAGACAGUAUUGACUCAGAUUUAAACAACUUGUUGAUGCUCCUUACUGCGUCUUCCAUUUUGCCAGCUGGUUUGUUCCUCGACAAGACCAUUGCCAAUGCAAGAACUGAAUUGAAAUGGGAGUGUGACUAUAUUAGAGAAUCUCAAAAUUUGAUCAGAUUUAGAGAUAUGAUUGAACAUGACUCGGCCUUCAGCGUUCCUAAAGUGUACAACCACAUGUGUGGAGAACAUGUACUUACCAUGGAAAGAAUGAAUGGUACCGAAAUCGUGAAGGGCGAUUGGGACCAACAGACCAACAAUUGGAUUGCUACUCAAAUCAUGAAACUCUGUCUUAUGGAAAUCAAGACUUACAAAUUCAUGCAAACGGACCCUAACUGGGCCAACUUCCUUUACAACCCCAAAGUAGGUAAAAUCGAACUAUUGGAUUUCGGUGCUGCUAGAGAUUUCGGCGAUGGCUUUAUUGAUGACUAUAUUAACGUUUUAAGAUCUUCAGUCAAGAAGGACAGGGACGGAGUGGAAUACUAUUCCAAGAAAUUGGGUUAUUUAACAGGUUUAGAGUCUCCAGCAAUGACUCAAGCACAUAUUGACUCGGUCAUGGUGCUAGGAGAAGCCUUCUCACCAAUCGAUAAUGGUGGUCUGCCAUUCAACUUCAAGGAUCAAACCAUUACUGAUAGAGUUAGGGGAAAUGUUGGAGUGAUGCUUAAUGAAAGAUUAACCCCACCUCCAGAAGAAACCUACUCGUUACAUAGAAAGCUCAGUGGAGUAUUUUUAUUGUGUGCUAGACUUGGAGCAACAGUUCCUUGUGAAGAUUUAUUCAGAGAAAUCAUUGGGUACGAAGACAAAAAAUAA